This is a messenger RNA of Pleuronectes platessa (European plaice), 1953 nucleotides long. RefSeq lists its product as uncharacterized. The transcript is spliced from 7 exons. Lineage: Eukaryota; Metazoa; Chordata; Actinopteri; Pleuronectiformes; Pleuronectidae. The record is from RefSeq and is a predicted model, not a curated record. Bases 171 to 704 code for a protein of 177 amino acids.
AACUCGUCAUCAGCCGCGGUGCAUCAGGGGAAACAAAAUGGCCGCUCAGAACGCGAGCUAAUGCUAAUUUAGGAGAAACAGCCGGGAAUAAAUAGACAUUUUGCGAUGUUUUUCCGACCAGUUGGAUUGUCAGUGCACGUGUGAUAUCUUGUCUGUGUUCACUUGGAACCAUGUCAACGAGAGCCGAGUGCAGAGUGUCCAGCUCCAGCUCCAGGACGGAGGAGAGGGAACGGAGGAGAUCAACAAGCGGAGGGCGAGAAAAAAGGAAGCGGAAGCGCAGCCGUAGUCGAUCUUCUUCGUCGUCCUCUUCAAGUUCAUCUUCGUCAUCUUCAUCCUCAUCAUCAUCGUCGUCUUCAUCGGGUUCCUCACAUUCGUCCAGCGGCAGUCGAAGUAGCUCGAGUAGCAGUGACUCCCGCAGUAAAUCUAGAAAGGAAUUGAAGAAAAGGAAAAAGGAGAAACAACCCAAAAAACAGAAAGGGAAGAAAGAAAAGCGUCAAAAGCGUAAAAAAGAGAAGAAAGCAAAAGGAGGAGAGGAAAACUCGGGACCUGUACAGAUCUCCAAGUACUUGAAGGACAGGAAAAAAGGCAAGUACAGCAUGAUCUCAGGGAAGAAGAUAAAGAUGAAGGUUAAGAAGUCAAAGAAAGACAAACAGCGGGAUAAGAAUCGGGCAGAACUUCUCGACUUCUUGAACUCCACUGUGUGAGGCCACUGUGUGCGCCACAAGUGGUGGCCAGAUUCAGGCCCGUCAGCAGAACUCAGGAAACAACGACUGAGCAGUGCAGGACAACAACAAUGUCACGUUUUUUUCUGUGGAAGAGAUGAUGAAUACAACUUGAAUGGACACAUGGGGGCAGCACUGAGCUGGACGGAGGGAAGGAGCUGCUGGUGUCCAGACGCCCAAUUCUUCAGCUUUUCCUCUGGUAGUGUUUGUGACAUGAGACAUGAGAACAUGUUGAGCGGUGUUAUCUGAAAUUGUAUCUGUGGCCUAAUGGAUCAUAUGAAGGUGAAAGUGGCUCAUCAGCCAGGUCAUAACUUUACAUGUGAUUUAACAUUCGUUCACUGCUUUAAAAAAGGACUCCACCAAUUUAGUUUUGUACUAACUUUGUCAGACUCAACGUGGACAGUUUAUUUAAAUUCCCCCCAUUUUUGCCGCAAAGCAAAAGCUAUUGAUUUAUCUUCAUUGUCAAAACCUGACGCCCACGUUACCCACAUUGUAACUCGGCCUCUCAAAGUUUCGGAUCGGGGAGAUUUGGAUUUGUUAUUCUACAAAAGUAAACGAGACAGGAAAUCAGUUUUUUGUAUCCGAACCCCACCCGAGCAUCUGACCUUUUCACUGACCCAUCAGGCGGGGGUCAGAAAUCCCCGUCCAGACCAAGCUACAGAGAUCACACAACAAGAUUAUUCUAAUUUUCUGGUUUUUUUUAGGUGCUGACCCGGAUUUAUCAGAUCCCACAGUCAAUUAGUUCUCCUCGUGACCCGUUAACAGACGCUAAUGUGUAGAAUUGGUGAAGUUCUCCUUUAAAGAGUAAAAUAAUUUCUUAACACUUACUUUACUACGUCAACUUUACUACGUAUAGGACUGUGUAUUUUUUUAUUAGGAAACUCAAUGUCAUGUUUCCACAGUAAAACUCGGCCAUGGGAACCACACUGUUAUCAGUGGGAACUGAUAUUCUACUUUUUGAUGUGUACAUUCUGUUUGAAAUGAGGAGAACUUACCCGUAUGUUGUGUUUGAUGUACGACAAACUCAUUACAUUCAUUCCCCAAAUUCUGUCACUUCUGUUAAUGUAUCAGUUAUUUUAUUAAACUGAAAAACAAAACACAGUCACCAUUUCGCCCUCAUUGUAUCAAACCAUUUUGGAAGCUUUAUAUGACUGAUGGAGUAAACCUGUCGUGUAUCGUUGAACUUUACUGUGUGAUAGAGAAGCAACAGCAAUAAACUGCUGGAAAGAUU